AGACGAUAAACGCUACUACUAGGGUAACUAGAAAGCAAAAGGCCACGCGCCGUAUUGGCGCGUUCAAGUAAAAUAGAGUUUAGCUCUGACGAAAAGCGAUCGAUAGAUCCUGGUCUUCACUGGCACGUGCGCCGCCCUCAACAACUUCGAUCAUUUGUAUUGUAUCUUCAUCUCCAUUCUCCGCACCUUCCUCUUCUCUCCUUAUCCUCACAUGCUUUCCAAGGUUGGACUUGGUCUCCAAAUAAAUUGAAUUCUAUCAAAUCCAAAUCCCCGUUUCCUCCUUUGUUGAUGCACUAUUCAAUCUCAGCCUUCCGUUUUUUGGAUAGGACCAGUAAGCAGUAGCCAAAUAUAGAUAGGGAAGUGGCGGAGGGAGUUUGGUGGGGUUAAUUAGGAGAGAGUUUGUUUGAGUGGUGUGUAAGUUUUUAUUUAUUUAAUAUAAAUAAAUAAAUAUGGCUGAUUUGGUUGAAGAGGAACAACAACAAGUUAUUGGAAUUAACGAAGAGGGACAGAAUAAGGUGGUAACUGAGUCUGAGGAGAACAACAAACGCUUACAUUUAGAGGGUCAGGGAGAAAAAGACAUGCCUCCUGCUUCGGGUAAUUCCAUUCAUAGAUCAAGUUCAAGGCCUCAACUUGAUGUUAGCAAAGCUGAAAUUCAAUCAAAUGUGGAGGAUAAGUAUCCCACCAUUUUGUUGCCUAAUCAAUCUGAUGAUUUGUCUCACCUUGCUCUUGAUAUUGGAGGAUCUCUGAUAAAGUUGGUAUACUUUUCAAGACACGAAGGCCACUCAGAUGAUGAUAAAAGGAAGAAAAGUUUGAAGGAGCGGUUAGGGCUUUCUAAUGGUAACAGGAGAAGCUUUCCUAUUCUCGGUGGAAGGCUUCACUUUGUGAAGUUUGAAACAGGAAAGAUCAAUGAAUGCUUAGAUUUCAUUCAUUCAAAGCAGCUUCACUGUGGUGGGUUGGAGUCACGUUACUCUGAUGCUGCGGCUGAUCAAAAUGCCAUAAUUAAGGCUACUGGAGGUGGAGCAUACAAGUAUACUGACCUUUUCAAAGAAAGACUUGGGGUUAGUCUUGACAAAGAAGAUGAAAUGGAUUGUCUUGUGGCCGGAGCAAAUUUCUUGCUUAAGGCAAUUCGUCAUGAAGCUUUCACACACAUGGAGGGCCAGAAAGAGUUUGUUCAAAUUGACCAUAAUGAUAUGUUCCCUUAUCUUCUAGUUAAUGUUGGAUCAGGCGUUAGUAUGAUCAAGGUUGAUGGGGAUGGGAAGUUUGAGAGGGUUAGUGGGACAAAUGUUGGUGGUGGUACUUAUUGGGGCCUGGGAAGACUGUUAACAAAGUGCAAAAGCUUUGAUGAGUUGCUUGAGCUGAGCCAGAAAGGAGAUAACAGAACUAUUGACAUGCUUGUUGGGGACAUUUAUGGUGGUUUGGAUUAUUCUAAGAUUGGCCUGUCGGCUUCCACUAUUGCUUCAAGUUUUGGAAAAACAAUAUCCGAAACAAAGGAGCUUGAAAACUACAGACCUGAAGACAUAUCACUCUCUCUUCUACGGAUGAUUUCAUACAAUAUUGGCCAGAUAGCUUACUUGAAUGCAUUACGAUUUCGGUUGAAGAGAAUAUUUUUUGGAGGAUUUUUUAUCAGGGGUCAUGCUUAUACCAUGGACACUAUUUCUUUUGCCGUUCAAUUCUGGUCUAAUGGGGAUGCACAAGCAAUGUUUUUGCGACAUGAAGGCUUUCUUGGAGCUUUAGGUGCAUUUAUGAGUUAUGAAAAGCAUGGUUUAGAUGACCUCAUGGUGCAUCAGUUAGUUGAAAGGUUUCCAAUGGGUGCUCCGUAUACUGGAGGCAAGAUUCAUGGCCCGCCACUUGGAGAUCUGAAUGAGAAGAUUUCGUGGAUGGAGAAAUUCUUGCAAAAGGGAACUGAAAUUACUGCGCCUGUUCCAAUGACUCCUGUUGCUGGUACUACUGGACUUGGGGGUUUUGAAGUUCCUUUGUCAAAAGGAAGUGCUCUGCGAUCUGAUGCAAGUGCUCUAAAUGUUGGUGUUCUCCAUCUAGUGCCAACUUUGGAAGUGUUUCCGUUGUUAGCUGACCCAAAAUUAUAUGAGCCCAAUACAAUUGAUCUUGCAGAUCCCAGUGAAUUAGAAUAUUGGCUCACUAUUUUGUCGGAGCACUUGCCGGAUCUUGUGGACAAGGCUGUUGCUAGUGAAGGUGGAACUGAUGAUGCCAAAAGAAGGGGUGAUGCUUUUGCUCGUGCAUUUUCUGCCCACUUGUCAAGGUUAAUGGAGGAGCCUUCUGCAUACGGGAAGUUAGGUUUGGCCAAUCUAUUGGAAAUGAGGGAAGAGUGCUUGAGGGAAUUCCAGUUUGUUGAUGCCUACAGAAGUAUAAAGCAGAGGGAAAAUGAGGCAUCACUUGCUGUUUUGCCUGACUUGUUUGUGGAACUUGAUAGCAUGGAUGAGGAAACGAGGCUGCUUACUCUCAUUGAAGGUGUUCUUGCUGCAAACAUUUUUGACUGGGGAUCUCGUGCAUGUGUGGAUCUCUAUCAUAAAGGAACAAUUAUUGAAAUUUACAGAAUGAGUCGCAAUAAAAUGCGCAGACCUUGGCGGGUGGAUGAUUUUGAUGUCUUCAAAGAAAGAAUGUUAAGGACCGGAGACAAGAAAAGGCCCCCUCAUAGAAGAGCUUUGCUUUUUGUUGAUAAUUCAGGUGCUGACAUUGUUCUAGGGAUGCUUCCACUGGCAAGGGAGCUCCUCCGUCGUGGAACUGAAGUAGUUCUGGUUGCAAACUCGCUUCCUGCUUUAAAUGAUGUGACAGCAAUGGAGCUUCCUGAUAUUGUAGCUGAGGCUGCCAAGCAUUGUGACAUUCUAAGGCGAGCUGCUGAAGCUGGAGGCUUGCUUGUUGAUGCAAUGAUUAAUACAGACAGCUCUAAAGAAAAUUCAUCUUCGGUUCCCUUGAUGGUUGUUGAAAAUGGGUGUGGUAGCCCAUGUAUAGACUUAAGACAAGUCAGCUCUGAGUUGGCUGCUGCUGCAAAAGAUGCCGAUUUGAUAAUUUUGGAAGGGAUGGGUAGAGCUCUGCAUACUAACCUCUAUGCUCAAUUUAAAUGCGAUGCUUUGAAGCUUGCAAUGGUGAAAAAUCAAAGAUUGGCUGAAAAAUUGAUUAAAGGGAACAUAUAUGACUGUAUUUGCAAAUACCAGCCUGCUAGUUGAAAGCAUAAACGAGCUGAUUGUGUAAUUUAAGCUUCUAGGAGAAGGAACAUAUGUUCAAGUAAUCUUACAUAUGCAUCUUGUUUUUGUACAGUUUCACUGUCACGUUUUGUUUUAGUUUAGAAAUUUUCGACUGGUUGCCUGGAUGGAAUGUCUGGGGGAAUAGUUGUUAUAAUGUAGCAUUUUAACCCUAGCUCCAUUCAACUAUGUUGUCCAUAAUAAUUUUAUGGAUGGUUGAAACAGUAAUUUCUUUUUUAUUAUUUAUUUAUGAAAUCACUUAUGGGACUUCAAAA
Messenger RNA from Cicer arietinum (chickpea), 3472 nucleotides. Lineage: Eukaryota; Viridiplantae; Streptophyta; Magnoliopsida; Fabales; Fabaceae. The record is from RefSeq and is a predicted model, not a curated record.